GCCGGUCGAAGCGCUGCGGAAGUGCGCGUUCGGUUCCGCUUUUACCUGGUUUUAACUGUCGAUUCAGGCUGUGAGCUCGAAAGCGAAAGUGUCUCAUCAUUCUGAUGGAGUUAUGGCACCUUCUCUAGUAUAUGAAAUAAUAAGAGCGGUGUGAUAAACAGCAGGCUGUAGGGCAGGGUAACCUAUCAAAAUUUUCUUUAUUUAUUGAUUUAAGGAAAAUAAUGUAUUUAUUAAGUCGUUUGCAGCAGGAACACAGGUUAGGGGAGUUGUGUGUUUGGAUUAUGAUAUGAAGCUUUUCCAGAGACACACAUAUUUAAUUUCUGCAGCAGUGUUUGUCUCGGUUUCGUUUCUCCUUGCGCACUCCCUUCUGUGUGUGUGACGCUCGGCCCGCCUCUCCAAAGCUGACUCUUACUCUGGUACAAGGAAACUCCCACUCUGGACAUAUGGAGAAUGAGGCAGAAGCUGCGAGAAGUCCCUCCGGUGACAGGAAACCAGCAGAAGCUAACAUGGGUAUACCAAGGAUGGAGGUGGAAAAGAUCUUCCAGGGUCAACAAGGCGUUGGAUCAAAGCAGGUGGAGAAGGAGGAUGAACAGCAGGGGCUGGAGGGCAUGGCAACCCAAGAUGAAGGCGCAAGCAAAUCUCUUCGGGGACAAACUUCACAUUGUCCUCCCACACAAAAUGCAUCUUCUCACUGUCCAAACCCAGAGGUUGAGUAUUUUCUGGGUGAACCCUUCCACUGUGAGACAGAGGACAGGGACAGGCUCACUGUGCUCACCUGGAACCUUGAUGGGCUGGACUUUGAAGACCUCAAAAAACGCAUUGGCGGGUUGUUCUCCAACAUCAAAAAAUACCGCCCAGAUGUCAUCCUCUUGCAGGAACUUAUUGAUCCCUAUCUGAGAAUCCUGAAGAAACAUUUUGUUAAUUAUGAGUUUCUUAAAGGAAGUGAGCUCUUUUACUUCACUGGCAUCAUGCUGAGAAAAUCUCGAGUGCAACUCCUGCAGAGCCACAUUGUCAAUUACCCGACAACAGAGAUGGGGAGGAACCUGCUCAUGGCAAACGUGAACUUCUUUGGCCGUGAGCUCUGUGUGAUGACCUCCCACCUGGAGAGCUGCAGGGCCAACUCUCAGGAGCGCCUCAACCAGCUGAGGAGGAUGUGGAAGAGGAUGAAGGAGGCACCGGAUAACGUCACCGUCAUAUUUGGCGGCGACACCAACCUGAGAGACUGGGAGAUUAAGAAGUUGGGAGGUCUUCCUCAAGGCAUUUCUGAUGUCUGGGAGGACCUCGGGAGCCCGGAGGACUGCAGGUACACGUGGGACACCACGACCAAUGACAACAAAGAAAUUCUUAACGAUGUGCGGCUUCGCUUCGACCGUGUUUUCCUGCGAGCGGCCAGGGAUGGAGCCAAGAUGGUCCCAGAGAGCAUGAGCCUCGUUGGACUGGAGAGACUCAAGUGUGGAUUCUUCACCAGUGACCACUGGGGCAUCCUGUGCACCUUCGCUGUCCCGCCUCAAGACACUUUAAACAACAUCAGAGGCUGCAGUUCCUUCAGUGUGAGGAAACCUGUGGAGACUGACAUAGAUGAAGGCCUGAGUUCCAAAGGACCAAGGUCAGAGGUAGACAAACAAUUCCGGGGUCAACCUAGGGUUGGAAUAAAGAAGGUGGAGGAGGAGGAGAUGCUGUCUGAAAUCAGGAAUGUGAAGAAAAUCAAGGUGCAAAUGAGGCCAAAGGACAUACCCACCCAAGAUGAGAAACCAUGCAAGUCACUUCAGGGACAACCGCCACCUGGUCCUUCCCCACAGCAGGAGACUACCAAGGGGCCAGUUGUCCAGAGGCAGUUUUGUGGAGGUCGGUCUUUCCAGGAUGAGUUGCACCACGAUUUCUCCCCUGAGGGUCCAAUCCCACAUGUUGAGUCUCUCCAGGGUCAACCUCUUGAGAAAGACAUGAAGGACCAGGACAGGCUAUCAGUGUUGACCUGGAACCUUGAUGGGGUGGACACUGAAGACAUCAGAAUGCAUGUCCAUGGGUUAACCUCCAACAUCAAGAAGUACCAUCCAGAUGUCAUUCUGCUUCAGGAACUUAUCCCAUCAUAUCUGAGAACCCUGAAGGAACGUUUAGUAAAUUAUGACUUUCUUCAAGGAAGCGAAGUUGCGUAUUUCACUGGCAUCAUGCUGAGGAAGUCUCGAGUGCAGCUGCUGCAGAGCAACAUCGUGAAGUACCCAACAACGGAGAUGGGGAGGAACUUGCUCAUGGCCAAUGUGAACUUCUUUGGCCGUGAGCUCUGUGUGAUGACCUCCCACCUGGAGAGCUGCAGGGCCAACUCUCAGGAGCGCCUCAACCAGCUGAGGAGGAUGUGGAAGAGGAUGAAGGAGGCACCGGAUAACGUCACCGUCAUAUUUGGCGGCGACACCAACCUGAGAGACUGGGAGGUUCAGAAGUUGGGAGGUCUUCCUCAAGGCAUUUCUGAUGUCUGGGAGGACCUCGGGAGCCCGGAGGACUGCAGGUACACGUGGGACACCACGACCAAUGACAACAGAGAAAUUCCCCACCGGGUACAGCUCCGCUUCGACCGCUUUUUCCUGCGGGCGGCCAGGGACGGCGCCCAGAUGGUCCCGGAGAGCAUGAGCCUCAUUGGACCGGAGAGACUCCGGUGCGGACGCUUCAUUAGUGACCACUGGGGCAUCCUGUGCUCCUUCGCUGUCCAACCGCAGUGACCUGUCACUGUGAUGCUAGAAGACGGACAACUUAUGAACACGGUUACUUUACCUUCCCUCCUGUGUAAAGUCACCCCAAGAAGUAAAGCGGGUGCCAAGUCUUACGCUAAUUUGAUGUUAUUAUUUUAGUUAUUUUUAUUGUCGAUAAUAUUUCAAUCCUUAGGAAUUAGUGCACUAGAGUUGGAGAGAUGCAAUGCUGUGUUGCACUGCAUGGUACAUUAUGGAUAUGUGCUUUAAGAGCAAUGAGACCUCUAUAAAGUGCAUUAUUACCACAAUACACACAGUAAAAUACUUUCCCUCCAAAACACAAGUUCAACAUAAAAUAAAUCACAAUUUCCAGAAUAAAACACCAGGAUUUGAGAUAACAUUGACAAAAAAAACCACUUAAGACAGAAGUUAUGAUUAUGUUACACUGUUAUAACACCUUUGGACUAUUUUCGAAAAGGUUUAAGGAGAAACUAAAAUAUAAAAAUAUGUUCCCUUCCUCUCAGCCAACGUAUACAGGCAGUUUAUACGUUUCAUUCACAUGUUUCAGAAGCAUUUCUGUGCACUCUCAUUGGCUGCGUAGUAUUGAUGGACGUGUCGCUCCUCCUAUCGGAUCUUGCGAUGCUCCUGUACAGCGCUGGUUGGUUCUCUGUGGGAAAAGGCGACGGAAGAGGGUGGGGAAAUUGAAAAGGCAACCUACAGCGUAAUAAUCGAGCAGCAAACAUGAUCAUUUUGCACACGGUGCCACUUAAUGUUUUUCACACAUUUUUGGGGGUCUAGGUUAGACUAAAGUGGCAUUAUAUUAUUACCUUUGAAUUUUUCUCAUGAUGCCCUGCAGUUUCAUCCUCCCCUCCAUAGGGGGGCGCUCUAAGCACAGCGCAGUUUCUCCCUCCUAUGGCUCAGUUACAAACGCUUAACAGUUUGCGGUGACCUCUAAAAAGCUGAUAUAUGUCUGCAAAACACAGAAACACACACAGCAGUCUGGAAUCUAAGGGCAGUCUAGGGAUAAUGGCAUGUCCAUCCUGUAGCAUACUGACCUGACCUGAUAUUCUCUAUAAUAAUAAGAAUAAUAAUAUCAUCUUGCGGUAUGACCAUCCUCAGCCAGCUCUGUGGUCUUUUUUCUGGCAGUUACUUAUGUCAUUAAUGUUGUUUUUUUAUUUAAACACUAAAUCCUUGGAAUCAAUACAAAAUAAGAGCAACAAACGCACAGGAAUAUGUUCACUGUUUUUCGUGUGUUAAUGGGAUUCAUUAAAGAUUAAUUAUAUUUUCCAUGUAACUGAUUGCAGUUGUGCUGUAUAAAUCUCAGAGCUGAGGGAAGCGAAGUCUUGUUCGGGAAUCGUUUCUAUUGCGCUCCAAAGAGACAGAUAACUUCAGAAGUAAAGAACCUCAGAUCAG
Molecule: messenger RNA, 4091 nt
Organism: Scleropages formosus (Asian bonytongue)
Lineage: Eukaryota; Metazoa; Chordata; Actinopteri; Osteoglossiformes; Osteoglossidae
Gene: tdp2a
Product: tyrosyl-DNA phosphodiesterase 2a
Exons: 11
Coding region: 444-2711 (755 amino acids)
Biological process (GO): double-strand break repair
Cellular component (GO): PML body; cytoplasm
Molecular function (GO): single-stranded DNA binding; 5'-tyrosyl-DNA phosphodiesterase activity
Source: RefSeq, a predicted model, not a curated record